Molecule: messenger RNA, 876 nt
Organism: Vanessa atalanta (red admiral)
Lineage: Eukaryota; Metazoa; Arthropoda; Insecta; Lepidoptera; Nymphalidae
Exons: 7
Coding region: 7-876 (289 amino acids)
Source: RefSeq, a predicted model, not a curated record
GAAAAAAUGUUCAAAAUGACAGUUCUACUUCAAGCUCUCGUAAUCUGCAUGACCUGUAUAUCUUUGCAGUUUAUAGGUACAGUCAACACGCUCAAGUCUCUUCAGAUUCACGUACCAAAAGCUGUUCUCACUGGUCGGGAUGCCGCACUAAUGUGUACUUAUGAGUUGGAAGGCGCUCAACUUUACUCAAUACGUUGGUACAGAAAUAUGAUCGAGUUCUACCGAUACGUACCAAAGGAAUCGCCGGCCACUAAAGUCUUUCCCGUUGCAGAAAUCAAAGUCGACGUUGCAGCAUCCGAUCAGAAUAGAGUAGUUCUAACAGAAGUAGACCGCACACUAACUGGGGAAUAUCAAUGUGAAGUGUCAGCCGAUGCACCGCUAUUCCAUACGGAUAUCAAGUCUGCGGAAAUGGUGGUAGUCGAGCCACCCUUGUUGAGUCCGAAUGUUACAUCAGAUAGGAUGACGUACAUAGGUGGUGACCAUAUUCGGGCGAAUUGUACGUCACCCCCAUCAUUACCAGCUGCGAAUAUCACGUGGUACGUCAAUGAACAAAUGGUCCCUAGCUUUACAGCGAAUCACGUUUUGAACUUCAGCAAUGGCUACGCCUCGAGCCUGUCCACUUUAGAAUUAGAAGCAGCAGUCUUAUCUCCAGUACCCACGCUUAUGAUACGAUGUGAAGCGUCUAUAUUCGACGUUUGGAAAGCAACAAGCCACACAAUAGUUCUCCGUGAACGAAAUACGAAUCCAGCUUCCGCUUUAGGCCGGAGUUUUACAGGAGCUGCAUCAAAAACGUGUUUGCCGACAAUUCUUGUUAUUUUAAUAUAUUUCUUUUUACAAUUUCUAGUAGAAAGUUACACCGAGACAUCAAUAAGAUAG